Diplodia corticola is the source of this 414-nucleotide messenger RNA. RefSeq names its product ring finger domain protein. NCBI's taxonomy places the organism in Eukaryota, Fungi, Ascomycota, Dothideomycetes, Botryosphaeriales, Botryosphaeriaceae. The record is from RefSeq and is a predicted model, not a curated record. Gene Ontology annotation, molecular function: ubiquitin protein ligase activity. The transcript has 3 exons. Bases 1 to 414 code for a protein of 137 amino acids. Gene Ontology annotation, biological process: protein ubiquitination.
AUGGAGACGUCCGAGUCUCCUCUCCCGCGAAUACUGCUCGCCGUGGUGCCCGCCGCCCUGGUCUUCCUCUUCUUCGUUUCGGUGCUCUUUGUGCCCGUGGUGCAGUCGGCGUCGGAGGAGCUCCGGUCUCCCUCAGACGUCAUGGUGCUGCUGGACGACAACGCGCCGUCGAUGCCCUACGCAGCCUGGGUGGAAGCGCAGCGGCGCAGAGCCUCGUCGCAUGUGUUCGAGAACGCGAUAUGCGCCAUCUGCCUGGACACGGUGGAGAAAAGGGAGUGGGUGCGGGAUCUGCCCUGCCCGCACGUAUUCCACACGGGCUGCCUGGACGGGUGGGUGUCUCGCGGGCAUUAUUACUGCCCGCUCUGCCACCGGCUGGUGCUGCAGCUGCUGCGGGAUGACGCGCAUGCCGUCUGA